Chara braunii is the source of this 2387-nucleotide messenger RNA. NCBI's taxonomy places the organism in Eukaryota, Viridiplantae, Streptophyta, Charophyceae, Charales, Characeae. The record is from the annotation of a GenBank genome assembly.
UGAUCCUGAUGCAUGGCACAGUAUGGGUCCUCAAUGCGCUCUUGUGGCUUGUUUGACUUUAUGCAGGAGCGAGAUGCUGCUCGUGCACAGAUGGCAGAGGCUCGUGCGGUGAUAGAGGCUGUAACAAUGGGCAGGGAGCUGUGGGAGCAGAAGUGUAGAGCUUAUGAAGAGGAGGUUGAUGAAGCAAAAAGAGAAAUCAAGGAAUUGGGCAAGUCGGUGGAGGUGCUAACACGUGAAAAACAACAUCUGGAAAAGAAGUGUGCAGGUCUGGAGAAGGAUCUGAAGGAGUUGCACAAAAGGGUAGCAGCAGGUUAUGCUCAAGGGAAAAUUCCAAGAGAAGCAGCAGUAUUGGCGCUCACACAGGAAAGGGACUCGUUACGGCGAGCCAUGAUAGCUGUGCAAGAUAAUUACUUGUCGCAUGAGGAAAGAUUGAAAGAGUUGGAGCUGGAAAAUGAUACUCUAAAAGAGAAUGCAAAGAAGGAGUCAAGAAGGCAAUCUCUCGAGUUGGCCAAGAAGGACCUGUUGGAGUUGGAGAUGGCUCGUGGUGAUAAGAAAGAGAUGGAAAUGGAGAGAAUUGUUGAAGAGCUACAGGCUAAGUUACAUAUGGCGGAGAACAGAAUUUCAGAGCUCAGUGCCAACCUUGCAGAAGGCGAGCUACUGCACAGCUUGUCUGAGGGAAUGGAGAAGAAGCGCAUGGAAACCAUGAGGAAAAUCCAGUCUGAUCUGCAGGAGGAAAUUGAUCGACGAGAUAAACAACUUCAACAAGCUGCAACAGCUGCCUCAGCAGCAGCAACCAGGAACGAUGAUCAGGAACGCACGAUUCAGCAAUAUCGAUCCCUUGUUGCCACUCUGCAAGAUCAGGUUGCUAAAGCUCAACAGAAAGACCUGAGUGCGAGCAACACCAGGAAAAGAGGAGUUGACGGAGACAGAGAUAGCAACAAGGGUUGCACUCUCUCAAGGACUUGUGAUGAUGGUAUAAUGAAUGCCAAUGCACCUGAAGUCACAGAGAAUGUGGAUGAGGGAGAAGCACCGAAUGAGGAAGCCAUUGAGCAGGAGAGUGCACAAGCGACGCAUAAGGGAGGUGUUGCUGAAGAGCAAAAAAUCAGAGAAACGAGCAGGAUUGCGGCAAUUAAAGCUGCGCGGAAUGAUGACAAAUUGAAGAAGGCAAUUGCCAAUGUGAAGGAUCGUAUUCAUUCUCUUGAACUACGGCAGGCAAAUGCCCUAAUUGCUCAGCUGAAGAACUAUCUCCCAAAGGUGGUCUGCUCAACAGAUGCAGAGGCAUGGUCAUGGCUCAUGGCGAUGGAACGGAUCCCUCUGAAGGUGGAGGCGGUGUUGCACUUGCUUGACUGCCACGUGGCAGCUUCUGGGAAGCCAGACACAUGUUUGACUGGAGCAGUGUCUGAAAAGUCACUAGAGGACUCAACUUGCAGAGAGCAUAUGAUGAAGAUCUUGAACACCAGGGAGCGGCUUCUGAGAUUGCGUCUGAUGAGUCACUGUGCACACUCACUUAUCUUUGACAACAGUCCCCAAGUGUUUCCACAUCUGAAGCUGGAGGAUAGGAAAUGGCGUGUUGUGGAGUCAGCACUGGACCAGUUACUUUCAGUAGUGACGUCAGAGGCCAAUCCUCCGGGAGAUCGAAUAGAGUGGAUAUCAGGUGUCAUCAGCCUGGAGACAGUCACCAAGUGUGCACAGGCCCUUUCGCAUGUCAUGGAAACCUUACAGGCAUCGUACGAAGAAACUCAUCAGCAGCAGAACCAAAGUAAACAGAGGGAUGACAAGAUAAUCUGUGGUGCGGAGUCACAUGUGGGUGACACAGAGUGUCGGGACAUACACCCAGUUGUCUGCAGCAGGCGAUUGAGGACAGAGAUGAGUGAGUUGGGGUGUGUGACAUCGUCAAAUGAUGACGAAUGUGGAGAGGAUGUUGCUGUGUCCACUCUGCGAGAACCAGAGAAGGCAACUGAUGACGAGGUGAACGAGGUCGAGAUCCCCCGGCUUCACACUCUCGGGUCUUCUGGCCAUGCCCAUGCUUGCAUCUGGGACGCAAAAUGCCAUAUUGCAAGUGUUGCAAUGUCAGCACUUGAGACGGGCCUCUUGUUGAUGGGCCUCCGGUGCACGAUAGCCCGAGCACGAGCAUUCAUCCUGGCGAAGGCAGCAGCCAGACUGCAAUCCGGCCAAGAGGAGAGGGAAGCAAAAAGCAAUGAUAUUAGAGGAGGUGGGAUCUUGCUCCUGUUGCUUGUUCUUUGCCUCUGUCUCUUCCUGUUCGGCUAUAGCUGCAGCGUAGGAUGCAACCGAGCAAUGCAAAAUCCUGUGGUUCAGAAUGGUCGUCUCUACUGUUCAUGUGUAUAGCAAUCACUCACACACCGUGCAGGUACUAAUAACUUAAAUCG